AUGGCAAAUCCGUACGAACAGCGCGAUGACCCCUUCAAGGAACGGCCCUCCGACUCGUCCCGCACGUCGUCCCCUGCACCCACCCGCGCAAGCCCCGCCUCACCAGCGAAGCUACCGCCACACACCACCAUGAUCACACCGUUGACACAGCCGCAGACGGCCUACGCCCCAGGCGCACAGACAAGUCGAUCUGGGCAGCCGCAGGGUUCCACGGGUGGUGCACCGCAGCCGUACAACCCUCAGCCUGCGUUCUACGGCGGAGCAUCUUCCCCGGCCUCACCAACUCCGCCACCGCCUCCUCCGCCAACAUCUCCUGCCACACAGUACGCUGCAGCGUUGCCGUCUCAGCCCGAGCCACAGCAGGAGCUGCUUGCAUCAACGUCGAAGUUUUGGACUAUUGAGUUUUACCAGCAAUUUUUUGAUGUCGAUACUCGUCUUGUGCUGCUGCGUAUGAGCAAUACUAUGGUGCCAAUCAAUCCCCCAGAUUUCUUGAUGGAUCGUGAUUGGCGCAACAGUGCCGCAGAAGUACCCUCGUAUGAGCUGCGGGAAGCAGGUGUCACGCUAUCGCGCAAACCGGAUCUCUACGGCCCAUUUUGGAUCUGUACAACCCUCUGGAUGACACUUGGUAUAGUGAGUAACAUCAUGAGUAAAAUUGCAUUUAGCCACAACACAAGCAACAGUGGAGAGAAAUGGGGAUACGACUUUACAAUGGCAUCCAUAGCGUCCAUUGUUAUCUACCUCUACUGCUUCGGUCUUGGAUGCAUUACUUGGGGGUUGAUGAAAUACAAAGAGCUUCCGGUUGCGUUGUUAGACACGAUCUGCCUCUACGGUUAUAGCAUGUUUAUCUUCCUUCCCGUGACAAUCCUUUGCACGAUUCCUGUCUCUCCACUCCAAUGGAUAGUCGUCAUGGUGGGAGGUGUGUGGUCAACGGCCUUCCUACUCAUCAACUUUUGGCAUCUUUGGAGAGCUACACUGAGCGGUGCAUGGUUUAUGGGAAUCGUGACCUUCGUGGGCGCUUUCCAUAUGUUGCUGACGAUGUCGUUCAAGUUCUACUUCUUGAACUACAAGUUUUAG
Trypanosoma grayi is the source of this 1074-nucleotide messenger RNA. RefSeq names its product protein YIPF2. Lineage: Eukaryota; Euglenozoa; Kinetoplastea; Trypanosomatida; Trypanosomatidae. The transcript has a single exon. Gene Ontology annotation, biological process: vesicle-mediated transport. The record is from RefSeq and is a predicted model, not a curated record. Gene Ontology annotation, molecular function: small GTPase binding. Bases 1 to 1074 code for a protein of 357 amino acids. Gene Ontology annotation, cellular component: membrane; Golgi apparatus.